ACUGAGACAGGAAAAGAAACCACAGACUCCAUUACAGCUCAGCGAAAGACCAUCUAUCUGAUCUCCAACAAUUCUCCAGUGUUUAAAUCUUCAGAGUUGCGCCAGUUAAAAUGAUGGGAAGAUAUAUGCUCAUUCUGUUUGCUUUUCUCGUCGAGGGUGUGUUUGGAGCUGAAGUGAAGUCAGUGAAGGAGGGAGAUCCUGUCAUUCUACACUCUGGUGUUAUCAAAGAACCAGAUGACAUGAUGCUGUGGUACUUUAAUAACACUCGCAUAGCUCUGUUCAAUGGAGAUCCCAAGGAGACCUGUUUAUAUGAUGGUCCUGACGGGAGAUUCAAAGACAGACUGAUGCUGGACGUCAAGACUGCAUCUCUGAUCAUCACAAACAGCAGACCUGAACACACUGGACGUUAUGAAGCAGAGUUCAAAAAAGGAGACAAUACUACAAAGUUGGACAGAGAGAAGCUCGAGUGUAAAAACACAACAAUCAUUACCAAAAAGGGCAACCUUGAUAAAACCAUAAAAUCAUUCAGUCUGACUGUCAGUGGUUCAGGUCUGUCUUCAUGUGAGGUAGCAGUAAUUGUUGGUGUUGUUCUGCUGCUGGUUGUUGGUGUUGGUGUUGGUGUUGUUGGUGUGAUUUACCUUCACUGCAGGAGCCCCAGAAAUGACGAGAAGAAAAACAAACAAGUGCCUGAGAAUAAGUCUUUCUUCCCGAAUGGAAAAGUCUAAUGAUCUGAGAGGAUCGCAACAGCUUGGGCAAAGAAAGCUUCUCUAAAAAUAUGUAAUAGCAAAAUGAGCUGAAACAUUGAAAUGCUUUGCCGAUCUCUCAUUAAUGAUUAAGCGCUUGGUGUUAUCUGUUAUUAAAAUAAUAAAACAGCUGUUACAGGAAACAUAGCUAAUAUUAACUGUGUGAUGCUCAGUCAUAUUGUCUUUCUUAUUGUCAAUUUCAAAUUUUAUCAUUUAAAUAUCCUGUAAUUAUUUGUCAAAGACAGAUGCUUUUAUCCAAAACAACAAAAGAACAUCUGCAGUUUAUAGUUUUUAUAUAAUAAGUACUUUUUGGUUUAUUGUUGUUUUAUUUUUAAACCGUAAGUGAAUGUUGUUUGUGCUUCAUUAAUUAUUUUUACCUUUGUAAGUGGUUUGCAUUUAAAUAUCAAAUACAUUUAUUGUCUAAAUUCAUACUACCGAUGCUUUGUGAUUAUUAAAAUAAUGAAACUAGCUAAAAAGCCCAUUUAUCAGAAACAAAGAAUCAGUUGAGCUCACUGAUGAAGAUGAAUGAAUGUUUGUAGCACCAAAACAAGGACAAAAAGACACUGUUCAUAGCUUUUACUUUGACAGAAGUUGACAAAGAAAAGAGCUGUAAUAACUUUUUUUUUUUUUUUUUAAGUAUAUAAACUUGUACAUCUGAAGUUAA
This is a messenger RNA of Carassius auratus (goldfish), 1407 nucleotides long. RefSeq lists its product as uncharacterized. NCBI's taxonomy places the organism in Eukaryota, Metazoa, Chordata, Actinopteri, Cypriniformes, Cyprinidae. The transcript is spliced from 5 exons. The record is from RefSeq and is a predicted model, not a curated record. The coding region runs from base 111 to 725 and encodes 204 amino acids.